Molecule: messenger RNA, 3233 nt
Organism: Puntigrus tetrazona (Sumatra barb)
Lineage: Eukaryota; Metazoa; Chordata; Actinopteri; Cypriniformes; Cyprinidae
Gene: prr35
Product: proline rich 35
Exons: 4
Coding region: 348-2354 (668 amino acids)
Source: RefSeq, a predicted model, not a curated record
GCGCAUCGCUCUCCCCUCAUAAAACACCCGAACGCACAUCACCGGCCGCCUCUGGAAGGGAACAUGACACGGACGCGCAGCAGGUCCUUCUUCAAGAGUUAAACUGAGAAAAAAAAAAAUCAUGCGUCACCGUCCGACUCUGUGGAGCUGAAAUCUGAUGGCUGCAUUCCCACGUGAUCCCAGUCCUGACGAAAUACAAGUUUACCAGUUUACACACACAAUUCAUCCUAAAAGCUCACACUCAGAGCAAACGUGUCCUUAAACACACACGUAACCCUAAGCAUACAAGCUCCUCAGAAAUCCAGCUUCGAAAGAAACCCGAUUUGCGCCUGUUUCCGUGUCGCACCAUGUCGAAGGAAGACUGUAAGGUGGGCUGUAAACACAAGGAACGCAAGCCCAAAAAGCCGCACUACAUCCCGCGGCCGUGGGGCAAACCCUACAACUACAAAUGCUUCCAGUGUCCGUUCACCUGCAUGGAGAAAUCACAUCUGUACAACCACAUGAAGUACAGCCUGUGCAAGAACUCCCUGUCGCUGCUCAUCGAGUCCGACUGGCCGUAUAAAAAAGAGCAGCUCCGGCUCCAGCAGGGCGGCGCUCGCUCACGAAGCCCGGCUAAGGGUCACCCGGAGCGGGUGGCGAUGUCGGACGAGCCCUCGCAUUCGGCAGCGAGUCUGGAGGAGGGCGAGAAAGGAGAAUCCGAACGGGACGCGGAGAGAGACGAAGAAGCGGUGGAGACGAACUCAUCGGCGGUCACGAACCCCGAAUCUGCCGACUCCAGAGGAAGCAAGCGAUCAAAGCAAGAAGCCGAACUCGUGAUGGCUGACGUGUUCUCGCUCGAAGAGCAACUUUUGCGAGCGCGCUCGGUCGAAGUGGAGUCCAAACUGAGACACUAUAGAUUGUCCAAAACGUGUCUUUCCGGGCCGGCUGCUUUGCUUUCGGAGCAAUGGCGCAUUUUAAGCAACCAGGCGUCUGGAGCGAAGCCCAAAUCGGAUCCGGUGGGGUCUUCUCUGCCUUGUUAUCCUCCGCCGGCAUCGACGGGGCAGAUCGAAUGCCCAGAAGCGGCGGGUUUCAACCUGUCUUUGCUCGGCGUCGGAUACCCGUUGGCUCCUGGACUCCUUUCGUAUUUAAACCCAGCGCUCGGCUUACCUGCGAGUACGACGAACACAAGCGCUCCGCUGCCGUUCCUGGCAUCAUCCCAUUCACAAAGACACCCCGAGCGCCCUUUACUUCCUCCUCACCUGUACUACCCUUUCCUCUGUGAGCACACUUUCGGGACGACGCCGUCCUCGACGUCCUCCGAGACAGGAAAGCUCAUCAAACCCCCGACCGUGAGCCUGCCGGGCCCUUCGUACGCUCCCAAACUCAACCUGUGGAAGGUCCCGGCCCUGCGACCCACAUCCUCGCCCGCGACCUGGCCCUCGCCCUCCUGCUCCUCUCCAGAACCGAGCCACGGCGUGAAGGACAGGAUACGGUCCAGGGAAGGGAAGAGUGGCUGGCCGCAGGACACCUCCUUCGUCAGAGAGCAGAGUCUGAAGAGGACAGCGGUGUCCUUGGACUCCCAUGGUGCACCGGGAGAGAAGAAACCAGCUCUUGAGUUUGCCCUCGACUCGCUGAAAAAUGCUCACAAAUCUACGUCCAUCUCCUCCCUGAUGUCCAGCAGGCUGCCUAUACACACCAGCCCCCGCAGCGACGUCUCGUCCCCGCCGCAUAUGUCUGAGCAGCUGGAGGCGAGACAGAGAGGAAUGGAGCGAGACACGGACCCGGCAGCAGCGCUCCUGCAGGAUUUCAGCACGUUACUGCAGGAGUACCAGAGCACGGAGCAGCGGGCCGCGUCUCUGCCGGAGCAGUGCCACCUGUGGGCCCACCUGGGAAAGAUCCGCUCGGAGCUGACGCACAUUCAGCAGGCGCUGGAGCGCACCACUCGCUCCAACGAAGGGCCGCUCGACCUGUCCGUCAAGAAAGACCCGGCGGGAAUCACGCACGCGGCCGGAGACGUUCUGCGAGACACAAAAGACACGGGGGACGAAAACUGCUCCGAGACGGAAGACGAUGAGGAGGAAGAGGAGGAGGAUAAAUACGACGGAGGUGUUAAAGAAAGGCAGAAGUGCUCGCUGGACGCGCUGAUCAAACUCAACGCGUCUCAGGUGCCUGUGGUGAAGACUGAGGUGCUGUCCGACGGAGGCCUGGCGAUUCGGCCCGGGACGGCUGAGGCUCUGUGGCACAGAACCACCAAGUGCGAGGCCGACUCAAGUGUCCUUCUCUGCUCCAAAACGCCCAACAGGCCGUCCUCCAUCCAACACCUGGACACUCUCUGUCCGACCAGUCCGUUAACAACCACCGACACGAUGGUGUAGUGAACACGAACAGGAAAAAUAAACGAGAACACUACAGGACCGGACACUUUGACGCUUCUUUUUUGAAAGGAAAUCAACACUUUUACUCAACAAGGACGCAUCAAACCGAUCAAAAAUGACAUUUAUAAUGCUGCAAAAGAUACAGUUUUUGCUACGUUCACUUUCUAUGCAUAAACGAAUCCAAAUAUGUGUGUUGUCAACACUGGUAAUAAUGUUUCAUGAACAGCAAAUCAGCAUAUUGCAAUGAUUUCUGAAGGAUCGUAUGACUCUAAAGAUUGGGGUAAUGAGGCUGAAAAUUUGAUUUAAACCACAGGAGUAAAUUACAUUUUAAUAUACAUCAUAAUAGAAAUCAGUUAUAAAAUAAAAUACAAUUUUUACUGUAUUUUUGAUCAAAUUUUGGCGAGCAGAAGAGACUUCUGUCUGUAUACGCUACAUAAAUAAACUGCGGAAAAGACCAAUAAUCAAGUACUGAUCUAAAUCAAGCAGCUUAUGCCAAAAAAAAAACGAUGGAGGAAAAUACGAAGAACAAAAUACAUGCACUGACUCGAUGAUCAAAAUCAUCUAAUGAAUUAGGGUUAAUAACGUUAAAAUCCAUAUACAGAAUGAGGACUAAAAGCAAGCCCUGGUUUAAAAAAGCGGUUAAGGAAUUACAACUGUAUUUAUUUAGCAUAUCUGUUUGUAAUAUAAUACAUUUACUUUUCUUACAUAUGUCACAUUUUUAAUUAUUUCGCAUUUAACUCACUCUAUGUUUUAAGACUUUUUGUAAAUAACCAGCAGUCGAAUAAGGUGAUUGUUUGGCACAAUAAAACCGGAGGAAGAUACUGCAUUACUGUUUAAUCAGUGUGAAAUUUGUCUCGUUGCAUUUAAGAAAUCCUGCAA